AUGGAUUCCAAAGAGGAUGAUAUCCCCAUGGGAAUUCCUCUCAUGCCGAUUCCGAUGUUGGUUAAGCGGAGAAAUACGAGCACCGGUGCUCGUGUCUCGGUGGUUGUCAAGCAGGAGUGGCCGGAGAUGGAGUCGGGGCAGCGCGAAAAGAUUCCCGUCUCGAAGCCACAGAUCUCGUCGAUUGAUGAGGUUCCUGACACGCAGGAGGAGCCUGUUCCGGUGAAAUUCAAGCAGGAGUGCUCCGAUGAGCCGGAUCGGCUAGACGAAUCGAUGCGGCUAAGCGAGGUCGAAACGAUGAGCGUGGUUCCUGAUAGCCUGGGGGAUUUGGCGGAAGAAGAAGCCGAACCGGUUUCGAUUCAGAUCCAGAAAGAAUUGGAACCUGUUUCGGUCCAGGUCCAGAAAGAAGCGGAAUCUGUUGGAUCUGAGGAGGUGGAUGAGGCUGCGACGAUGAGCGAGGUUCCGGACAGCCUGGCUACUAUGAGCGAGGUUCCUGACAGCCUGGCUGAGCAACAAGAGGAGCCUGUUUCGAUUCCGGUGGAGAAAAAAGGAGCUGAUGAGAUGGAUGAGGGCGAAAAGCUCGAGGAGUCUAAGCAUGAGAAGUUAGAGCAGAAUGAGGCUCCGGAUAGUGGCGAAGUCCUAUAUGUGGAACCUAUUUCGACAUUUAUUCCAUUGGAGGAGUAUGAGAAAUACGAAGCGGAGAAGCUUUUUGUGUCGAAGCCGAAAGGGAUAGUGAAGAAGGAGGUUGGAGAUGGGCAAGAGGGUUUGUUUCAGCAGGAAGAUAGUGUGAAGAGAAUCCGGUCAGUUCUUGGGUUUGAAAUGCCUGAAUUUGAGAUUGUUCGGGCACUCUCAGAAUGCGGUGGCAACGAAACUGCAGCCAUUAAUUUCAUCUUUGAAAAUGCGAGGGCGGUUGUUGUUAAGAAAACUGAUCAACAUGCGGAUGCGUUGAAGCCGAAGAGCGUGGUGAAGAAGGAGGUCGCUGAUUGUGAAGUGGUUUCGGUGAAACAGGUGAGGCCACCGAAUGUGGAGGAUGGGGACUUCCCUACGGAGAAGGAUUGGCUUUCGGUGGGAGGGACAGUGGUUACUGCACUUUCGACUUCCAAAGGGAGGAAAUUGGUAGACAAUGAGAUUGUCAACCUCUCUUUUCCUACCGUAAAUUCCAGCAACAAAACCAAGUGGAUUGUUCGUUUCUCAACCAAGCGAUUUGGAGAGAUUGGACGCUUUUCAAUGGAAUGGGCAAAAAGUGUUGUUCCACUUGUACAAUCUGGUAAGGUUAAAGUUCGUGGGCGGUGUAUAGCUGCACCGCCAGUGCUUUCUAUGAUGCAAGAGAUCAUGUUGUAUAUAAGCUUUUAUAUUCACCAUUCAAUUUUCACGGAAGUUGAGAAGCCUUCAUGGAAGCUAGAUGCUUCCCCUAACAUCGAUUCCACUUUAUAUCCUCUCCUCACCCUGUUCAAAUUGUUGAACGUCCAACCGUAUCAGAAGGCUGUGUUCACUCCAGAAGAACUUGAUUCCAGAAAACGUCUCCUGAAUAUUGAACGUAUUCCAAAUGAAGCUCCAUUAGCUUUGCCUGCACCAAAACGAAGAAAGGGUUCCCAACAGGGUUCCCAAAAGAGCCCCGAAGAAAACAAUGAACAAUCCAUUUCUGAGUCAUCUCUAAACAAAAUUGUUGGUGCUGCAAAAGUAUAUGACUUAGAGGAGAUGGAACCCCCAUGUACUCUCAGGUGUGUUCUGAAACCAUACCAGAAACAAGCUCUCUAUUGGAUGUCUGAAUUGGAAAAGGGAAUUGAUGUUGAGAAGGCCCAGAAAAUGCUCCAUCCUUGCUGGGCAGCCUACCGUAUAUGUGAUGAGAGGGCUUCUUCAAUCUAUGUGAACAUUUUCACAGGGGAGGCAACCACAAAAUUUCCAACUGCAACUCUGAUGGCAAGAGGAGGAAUACUAGGAGAUGCAAUGGGACUUGGGAAGACUGUGAUGACAAUUGCUCUAAUACUUGCAAGACCAGGCAGAAAAGGCUCUAAUGAUAUAGAAAUUACAAAGAAGAGGAAGAUAGAUUCAGAUACAACCACCCCAUCAAAACCAAAGGGAGGCACUCUUGUUGUCUGUCCUUUGUCUUUGUUGAGCCAGUGGAAGGAUGAACUUGAAACUCAUUCAGAGCCCGAAAGUGUUUCUGUUUUUGUUCACUAUGGUGGAUACAAAACCACAAACCCCAAGGCUAUCUCAGUACAUGAUGUGGUCUUGACAACAUAUGGUGUCUUGGCUGCAGCUUACAAAAGUGAUGGGGACGAGAGCCUUUUCCACCAGGUUGACUGGUAUAGGGUGGUGCUUGAUGAAGCUCAUACAAUUAAGUCUUCCAAGACCCAAGGUGCUCAGGCUGUUUUCACUUUGUCAUCGCAUUGCAGAUGGUGUUUGACUGGAACUCCUAUUCAGAAUAAUUUGGAAGAUCUCUACAGCCUCUUAUGCUUCUUGCAUGUUGAACCAUGGUGCAAUUGGGCAUGGUGGAACAAAUUAAUCCAAAGGCCUUAUGAGAGUGGAGAUCCAAGAGGACUGAGAUUGAUAAAGGCCAUUUUGAGACCACUGAUGUUAAGAAGAACAAAAGAAACAAAAGAUAAAGUGGGAAGGCCCAUACUUGUUCUCCCUCCGACUGACAUUCAAACCAUUGAGUGUGAACAGUCAGAUGCUGAACAUGACUUUUACAAUGCCCUUUUCAGGAGAUCAAAAGUCCAGUUUGAUCAGUUUGUAGCCGAAGGUAAGGUUCUUCACAACUAUGCAAAUAUCCUUGAACUGCUACUUCGAUUGAGGCAGUGUUGCAACCAUCCAUAUCUUGUCAUGAGCGGGGGUGACUCACAAAAGUACGCAGAGUUGGACAAGCUUGCAAGAACAUUUCUUGAAGCUAAUCAGGAUUCUUCAACUUCAAAGCAGGCUGUCCCCAGCCGAGCAUAUGUUGAAGAGGUUGUUGAGGGUAUCCGUAAGGGUGAACACAAAGAGUGUCCCAUAUGCUUGGAGUUUGCAGAUGAUCCUAUACUUACACCAUGCGCCCAUAAGAUGUGCAGGGAGUGUCUUCUCUCAAGCUGGGGAAGACCAGCUAGUGGUCCAUGCCCAAUAUGUCGGCGAUUGAUAAAAAGAACUGACCUCAUAUCUUGCCCAUCUGAAAGCCGCUUCCAGGUUGAUUUUGUGGAAGAUUGGACGGAAUCUUCAAAGGUUGCAAAGCUCUUGGAUUGCUUGGAACAUAUUCUUCAGUCAGGUUCUGGUGAAAAAAGCAUUAUUUUCAGUCAGUGGACUGCAUUUUUGGAUCUCUUGGAGAUCCCUAUGAAGAGAAGAGGAAUCGAGUUUCUUAGGUUUGACGGGAAGCUGACACAACCACAGAGGGAGAGGGUUUUGGAUGAGUUCAAUGAGUCCACAGUGAGAAGGGUGUUGUUGAUGUCUUUGAAAACUGGUGGUGUUGGUCUUAAUUUAACUGCCGCAUCUAAUGUCUUUAUAAUGGAUCCAUGGUGGAAUCCUGCGGUUGAGGAGCAAGCAAUAAUGAGGAUUCAUCGCAUUGGACAAAAACGUACAGUCACUGUUAGAAGAUUUAUUGUCAAGGACACGGUGGAGGAACGCCUGCUACAAGUUCAGGCCAGGAAGCAGCGAAUGAUUGCCGGAGCUCUAACUGAUGAGGAAGUUCGAUCUGCUAGAAUUGAGGAGCUCAAAAUGCUGUUCACAUAA
Molecule: messenger RNA, 3696 nt
Organism: Fragaria vesca subsp. vesca
Lineage: Eukaryota; Viridiplantae; Streptophyta; Magnoliopsida; Rosales; Rosaceae
Product: putative SWI/SNF-related matrix-associated actin-dependent regulator of chromatin subfamily A member 3-like 3-like
Exons: 18
Coding region: 1-3696 (1231 amino acids)
Molecular function (GO): ATP-dependent chromatin remodeler activity; hydrolase activity, acting on acid anhydrides, in phosphorus-containing anhydrides; ATP binding
Source: RefSeq, a predicted model, not a curated record